Gryllus bimaculatus (two-spotted cricket) is the source of this 426-nucleotide messenger RNA. NCBI's taxonomy places the organism in Eukaryota, Metazoa, Arthropoda, Insecta, Orthoptera, Gryllidae. The record is from the annotation of a GenBank genome assembly.
AUGUCAAAAAAGAGUCCAGGCGGCCCCGUCAGUAGCUUGUUGAAGUAUCCUCAAGACUCGCGGCAGCAGAUCUUUGCUGUAAAUACAAUAGAAGGAAAACCCAUUGGAGAAGGCGCAUUGGAGAAAUUUUCUGUUCAGUAUAGCGACAUUAAUGUUUUUGAUUUGUAUGCAAUUGUCUUAAAUAUUGUCAAAGUUAUAAUGAAACUACCAGUUGGACAUACAAAAACAGAAGCUCUGAAGGAGAGGUUGAAAGAAUCUCUAGUGCUUGAGCCGUGUAUCUGCAUUGAAAUGAUUUUAAGCAAUGGUUCUGUAAUUGUAUUUGAACUUUCUAUGGCCAAAUUUCAUUAUUUGCGAUAUAAUGUUGCAACAGUUUUGAAAGAAAUGGAAAGUUUGCAAAAUAGAAGACAUGUGAAAGGAGCUGUAUGA